AAACGAAACGCUAAAUUAAACACAUACUCUUACGUCGAUGCGCGCAUGUGUUUGUAUGUGUAUGUCUGUGCUGCAAUUUGAUACGAUUAUAGCUAAUUUAAGGCGGAUUUCCUCGAACUUCCCGCCCUGAUCCUUAAAGUUGAGCUGCUUAGUUCUCUCUGAUCCGAGGAUUGAGUACCAUGAUAGGGCUUAACAGAAUACAAGAAUUUUUGUUUACUUGGUGGUUAGUGAUUCCUUGCUUUUUAGGAUAUAUCCACAGUAACGAUCCUAUAUUGAAGUAUAUGUGCUCAAUUGAAAUUGGAGCCAAGUUUUGGACAGAUUUAAUACAGUGCAGUGUUGUGCUAGAUAGGGAGAUUUUGUCCGCUUUAAACACUUGUGUGCCUACUUCAAACUCAGAUGAAGCCGAGAAAACGCGUCAGUAUGUUUGUUCAAGACCAGAACAGUGGGUUAAAAUGAUGAACUGUAUGAAUAUAUAUUUAAUACAGCUACAGGAUGACACAAAAGCUAACCAGGAACUAAGCCCAGGGACUUUAUACAGGACUUGCGUUAGUGUGCUCAUCGGUGAAGCUGAGUAUUCCGACAAAACUGGAGAACCAUUCCUGCAAGAAGGAAACGACACUACUGUAACUCACGAUAUGAAAACGUGAAACAGGCCGUUCUGAUGGGCAUCGGCGAUCUAUCUCCGGGGAAAGAAGUUCAACAGUUUGAAGAAACCGCCUUAAAAGAACUUAGCGAGAAAAUUUGUGAGAUCGCGCUUUCAGAUUUAGUUUCAAGACACACUGAUUCGAUGAAUAAGUUUCGAUAACGAGAAGAGAUAAAGUGAACCACAUGUGUGCGCGCGAAAAAACAGUCAAAUUUGCAUCAAAAUGUUGUCAACUUUGGGUUUUUCAAAACGAUAAAUUUGCCUGUUUGACUAACCGAGAUUCUGGUUGGGCAAGAUUGUUACCAUUUUAGGUAAAAUGUUCGGAUAUUUAUUGGCGAAAUGUGUUUACAUUUUCCUUUUUGUUGAAAACAUGUAUCAACACUCAAAUAUUCGAUGAGCCUGUAAAAGUGGACCUUAUAAUCUCUUAAAUUCUCAUUACAGCUUUUAUAGAAGUCUGUUUCCUUUUUUUCUCUUGUCAAAUCCGUUUCCUAAACAGACAAAGAUUUCUUGAAAACCUCUGUAUGACUUUCGCCAAAAGUCAGAAACUAAUUUAUGAUCCACGAAGCAAGAACAGAAAAACAAGAUUAAAAAUAUUUGUUUAUGUUCACAAACUACGUUAUAUAUUUUUUUUAAAUAAAAAAUGGAAAUUUCUGUGAAAAAAUAACCAUACUACUAAUGUCCCAAACCUACGAUAUAUUCCUUAGGAAAUAUCACUUGCUGAAUUUAACGGUACAUGGAUUAGGUAAAUUACGUAAUAUUUUAAAAAUAAUUUGACAAAGUCUGACCUAUCUCAGUUCUCUAAUCUUUUCCAAAAAAGAUAUUUUGGGUAUCGUAACCUGACAUUCACAAAACAUAUUACAUGUUACUGGCGUACAGUUACGUAGAUCCCUAGAUUCUGAUGCUAAUCAUAGUUGUAUUUUUAGCUUAAAGUAACGUCAUGAAAGCUAUUUUAAAAUUAAAAAUAAGCACUUUAUAUUUUCAUUGGUUGAAUGGUCCUACUAAAAUGAAUUUUACGCUAAGUGAGAAGAAAACUGUGUACAAGAUGGUCACAAUUGUUGUGUCAUAGAUACAAUGUCAGGAAAGUAGUUGCAAUCGAAUCAUGAAUGGGCGCAACAGAUCAAAUUGUCCUUGAAGUGUCAUCAAA
Messenger RNA from Uloborus diversus, 1787 nucleotides. RefSeq lists its product as uncharacterized. The record is from RefSeq and is a predicted model, not a curated record. The transcript is spliced from 6 exons. The coding region runs from base 180 to 647 and encodes 155 amino acids. NCBI's taxonomy places the organism in Eukaryota, Metazoa, Arthropoda, Arachnida, Araneae, Uloboridae.